AUGGCGAACCCGACCCAGGGCUCCACCCAAGGCUCCACACAGUGGUGGCAGCAGCUGCCAGUGCAGCAAAUGCCCCAGAUGACCCAGUCCCAGAUGACCCAGAUGACCCAGAUGAUGCCGAUGCAGCACACGCAGCCCGCACAGAUGCAGCAGCUGCAGCCCAUGCAGCCAGCGCUGCAGCCUAUGCAGCAAGCGCCACAGCCUGUGCAGCAGCUGCCCUUGCAGCUACCCCUACAGCAGCUGCAUCUGCAGCCAGUGCCGCAGAUGACGCAGAUGGGUUGUCCAGCCUCGGAAGUUCCGUUGGAUGGGCACUGGGCCUAUGCUAGCACGCCCGAGCAGUGCUGUGCACCCGAUGACUCCAAUGCCUUCGUGGCAGAUGAGGUUUCCACCGCCCCAUCUGAGGCGUCCCCGCGCCAUUUGGAG
Symbiodinium pilosum is the source of this 423-nucleotide messenger RNA. Lineage: Eukaryota; Dinophyceae; Suessiales; Symbiodiniaceae. The record is from the annotation of a GenBank genome assembly.